This is a messenger RNA of Onychostruthus taczanowskii (white-rumped snowfinch), 518 nucleotides long. RefSeq names its product E3 ubiquitin-protein ligase RBBP6-like. The coding region runs from base 198 to 455 and encodes 85 amino acids. The transcript is spliced from 2 exons. The record is from RefSeq and is a predicted model, not a curated record. Gene Ontology annotation, molecular function: zinc ion binding; ubiquitin protein ligase activity. Gene Ontology annotation, biological process: protein ubiquitination; ubiquitin-dependent protein catabolic process; mRNA processing. Gene Ontology annotation, cellular component: nucleus. Lineage: Eukaryota; Metazoa; Chordata; Aves; Passeriformes; Passeridae.
GGGCUGAAGAUGAUGAUGGUCCUUUUGAGCAGAGCUCUGGGGUUCCGGGGCUCCGCGCCACGAGGUCACAAAGCUCUGGGUGGGUGCCCAGCGCUCGGUGCCGUGCCAGCGCUGCGGGUUUGCCCUGCUGCCCUGGGCAGCCCCGAGGCAGAGGUGCCCGUGCCACCCCCGCCAGGCCGGGCCGGCGCUGCGGGGCCAUGUCGGGUGUCCACUACAAGUUCUCCUCCAAGCUGAGCUACGACGUGGUCACGUUCCAUGGCCACAGCAUCUCCCUGGGUGACCUCAAGCGCCAGAUCAUGGCCCGCGAGAGGCUGAAGGUGGCCAACUGCGACCUGCAGAUCCUCAAAGCUGAGACCAGCGAAGAAUACUCUGAUGAUGCACAGAUCCCAAAGAACGUCUCAGUGAUCGUGAAGAGGGUCCCAGCUCGAGCUACGUGUGUAUCCAUGAAGCUCUGAAUUCCCUGUGAGGGAUGUCAGAGUGUGGACUUCUUUUCUGGAUAUGGGUUUGCAGAGGCACUU